This is a messenger RNA of Dendronephthya gigantea, 1649 nucleotides long. RefSeq lists its product as uncharacterized. NCBI's taxonomy places the organism in Eukaryota, Metazoa, Cnidaria, Anthozoa, Malacalcyonacea, Nephtheidae. The record is from RefSeq and is a predicted model, not a curated record. Bases 502 to 1500 code for a protein of 332 amino acids. The transcript is spliced from 2 exons.
AGAUACUGCUGUUUUGAUUGACAUAAUCAGAGCACGAUUUGAGUGCCGAACGCAAAUCAAAUUUCAUCGAUUGCGUCAUCGUUUUCAAAUGGUUGCGGUUACAGUGCGUCCGCACGUACCCAGAUUUGUUGCGCUUUUAAACGUUUCCACUCUGGAGAACUCUUUUUAAAGUCAGUCUUAUCGGAUGCGCUCUGCGUUUUGUUGGAUACAGGAUACGUGUGGAUGCUAAACGUACCUGCAACUAAAUGUUCGGGGAUACAAACGAAACCAGAUACGUGUUGACGAGGUCCAUGAUACAACCGCACGUAGCCGACGUCUUGGCUGUACAUUAAAUUAACGUGUUGACGUCAAAAACCUGUCACGUCGAUUUUCAGUGUUCUAAUGAAAAAACUAUUUAACUUUCGGUGCCGUUAUAUAUGCUUGCACGUCUCGUUAUUCGCAUAAAGUUCACAUGAGUUCAACUGAAAACAUUUCGGCCUACCGCGCUCAUAGAGGAAGAGGAUGGAGGGAGCUCACAAACAGGAACAGCGUAAUUCACCACAAGGAUGGGCACGUUUUGCUGAAGAAGAUGAGGAAAAGGAAGCAAUUCAAAUAAAUAGACGUCAGAUAAUAUUUCAAGCCAUCACUGAUUUUGUUUGUUCUGAGGGCUUCAACAAAUUCUUAAAGUUCAUCUUCAUCUUGCUUUGCAUACCUCAUGUGAUUUCGACUGUUUUCUUCUCCAUAUUCGACGCGUGGUGCAAUUUAUAUGAGCAAGCCUCUGUUACCAAUUGUUCCCAACCUUUCUUCGUGCCGCAUCCCAGACAAUGGAUCUCAGCUUGGCUCGUGAUGUCAAUCAUAUCUCCUGGUCUGUUCAUAUCCAUCAUCUACACGGAUUGGCGGACGUUCAACUUCCAACGGAAUGCGUUCAGAAAGAUCUACAGAAAGGGAUCGUUUUGUUCAUUGAUGUUUUUACUCGCAGCGUCACUCAUAUAUUACUUCGUUCGGUUGGUUCCCUCAAAGGAAGAUACAACCAGCAAGUUCAUAUCAACCUUGAUGUUCCUUUGGAGUCCAGUUAACGCCCUCAUAAUCUGUUUUAUCAAUUAUGUACCCCGUGUACGGUGGCAGAAAACAAAGAAAACACAAGAGCCCUCCGAGUGGCUAGGAUGCUUCUGUAACAAUUGCGAUUUUUUCGUCUACUGGUGUGCGAUUUUGGUGUAUUUUUUUGAAUUGAUUUGCAAGAAUGCAGCUAUUAUGCUGAACGUGGCCCAAAGUUUCGACCCGUUUCUUCAAAAGAAUUAUCAGUCCCACUUGUUAAGCCCCUAUUGGGGGCUGAUUGUGAUAAUAAUUGGCUUUGAUCUUGCGUUCCAUGCACGUUUGCUCACCUUCUAUUGGGAAAAGAUUUUCUACGGAAAUAGAGAUCUGUUCGCAGAACCUGGUGGCGAUAUGGUGUUUGACGUGAAAGACUCGACAGAUAUAAAAUUACAACAGUUGGUGCAUGAAGAGAGAGAACACUGCGUUUAAUAUCAAAGUUUAUAUUAUUAUUAGUUUGGUUAUUAAUUUUUUCGUAGUUUAAUUUAAUUUAUCAUGAUCCUAUUUGAUUUGCAUGAGAUGUGAUUGAAUUAGUGAUUAGGUGUUAGUGUAAUCAGAGAACAAGAGAAUAUCGAGUUCAU